Messenger RNA from Eimeria tenella, 1194 nucleotides. RefSeq names its product RNA polymerase Rpb1 C-terminal repeat domain-containing protein / exonuclease domain-containing protein, putative. Lineage: Eukaryota; Apicomplexa; Conoidasida; Eucoccidiorida; Eimeriidae. The coding region runs from base 1 to 1194 and encodes 397 amino acids. The transcript has 3 exons. Gene Ontology annotation, molecular function: protein binding; transcription cis-regulatory region binding. Gene Ontology annotation, cellular component: nucleus. The record is from RefSeq and is a predicted model, not a curated record. Gene Ontology annotation, biological process: regulation of transcription by RNA polymerase II.
AUGGAGGGGCCCCCCACCCAGGGGGCCCCCCUGUUGGUUUUAGGCUCUGAGGCACCUCUUGUCUCUUUACUAGAUGUGUCUUGUUUUCGAAUUGCUGCUGCUUAUCCGCUGCCGAGUCCGGUGACAUCCCUGGCGGCGCCUGCAGCAGCAGCAGCAGCAGCAGCAGCAGCAGCAGCAGCAGCAGCAGCAGACGCAGUUUCGCUGAUCCCUCUGGGCUGCGCUGACGGCAGCAUCAGAUUUCUGGACACAAGAAUUGCUGCUCCUCUUGCUGCUGCUGUCUCUGUAUUUUCCACUCCAGUCUCUUUUAUUUCAGCAGCAGCGGCAGCAGCAGCAAAUGCCUUGCUGGCCUGUGGGGCCCCACACCUGCUUCCGGGGGACCCCCUGGGUACUGCCCCCUGGGGGCCCCCCUCGCCCAGGGGGCCCCCAGGGGGGCCCCCCUCGGGGUGCCCCCGAAGGGGUUCUUUUGGGGCCCCAAGGCGGGGAGGGGGGCCCCACAGGAGCAGCAGCAAAAGCUGCUGCUUCCUAGACCUCAGAAUGGGGAGAGACUGUCUCUUUAUAGUUGAUUUGUUUCCUUCUUCUAUGCCUCUUAGCUGCUUCCUGCGCUGCAGCAGCAGCAGCAGCAGCAGCAGCAGCAGCUGUCUGGCCUUGGGCGUCUCGAGCGACGGCUGCGUGCUCCAGGCAGACCUCUCGCGGCUGCACCUGCUGCCGCCCCACAACAGCAGCAGCAGCAGCAGCAGCAGCAGGGGAUUCGCAGAUGCUGCUGCUGCUGGGGCCCUCGAGGCUCUCCCGCUGCUGCCGCUAGAGGGGCCCCUCACUGCUGCUGCAUGCAGCCCCACAGGUUCUCUUUUGGCGCUGUGUGAGUGGGGGGGAAGGGUGCAGCUGCUGCAGCAGCAGCAGCAGCAGCAGCAGCUGUUGAUCCUUGACCCGGCAGCAAGGCAAGCUGCUAUCGAGGCGGCCCUGGAGCGCCAGCAGCAGCAGCAGCAGCAGCAGCAAGCAGAAGAACAGGGCGCGCUCGCCAGCAGCAGCUGCAGCAGCAGCAGCAGCAGCGGGGACCUUUGGGGCCCCCUUCCGGGCCUGGAUGAUUUCCUGCUGCUGUCGGAAAACCCAGCAGCAGCUGCUGCUGCUCUGCCGCAGCGACAUCUUCGAGUCGGCGCUGCUGGGGCUGCCGGAGGCGAGGCUUCUGGGGUUGUUUAG